AUGCCGGCGUGUGAGAGGGCUGGUUGGACUCCCCUACAUAUCGCCUCUUCAGCAGGCCGUGAGGAAAUUGUGAAAGCCCUCAUAGCCCAGGGUGCUCCUGUAAAUGCUGUCAAUCAGAACGGCUGUACGCCCCUGCAUUAUGCAGCCUCCAAAAAUAAACAGGAGAUUGCAGUUAUGCUUUUGGAGAACGGAGCUGAUCCAGAUGCAAGAGAUCAUUUUGAAUCCACCCCGUUACACAGAGCAGCAGCCAAAGGAAACCUAAAAAUGGUGCAGAUCCUUCUCCAGCACAAUGCAUCUGUUGAUAUACGGGACUCUGAAGGGAAUACUCCUCUUCAUUUAGCCUGCGAUGAAGAGAGAGUGGAGGAGGCGAAGCUGCUGGUGUCUCAUGGUGCAAGUAUUCACAUUGAGAAUAAAGAAGAGCUGACCCCACUGAAAGUGGCCAAGGGUGGCCUGGGAGCCAUACUUAAGAGGAUGGUGGAAGGCUAGUGGGGACUGCUGGCUUGACUCUUUCCUGUGGCACUUGCAUUCGAGAUUGCAGUCUUGGUAUUUUGAUAGUUCCUCUGGGAUGUGGUGUAUGGGCAUCAGUGUGGUGAUACAAUGUGUAUCUUUAGCUUUCUUUCAAAUACAGUGCCAAAAGAACUGUUUGUACUUCCUGUUAAUUAAACAGUUUGCUGAUUAUAAAGUAUUU
Molecule: messenger RNA, 688 nt
Organism: Cuculus canorus (common cuckoo)
Lineage: Eukaryota; Metazoa; Chordata; Aves; Cuculiformes; Cuculidae
Product: 26S proteasome non-ATPase regulatory subunit 10-like
Exons: 4
Coding region: 1-486 (161 amino acids)
Molecular function (GO): protein binding
Source: RefSeq, a predicted model, not a curated record